AUGAGCCAGGAAACCGCGGAAGGACUCGAUGUUUCAGUCUCGGAGGUCUCACAACCCAAAGCCCACGAAUCGCCCGAAUCUUCACACUCGACGACCGGUCAAGCUUUGGCGAGGAGAACAGGGCAGACAAGGCCUCAAGAACAAUCAAAUAAUCCAUCGGAGAACACAGGCCUUGCAAACGAAGGAACUAAACAUAUUCACCGCUCGGGCCUCGUCACGCGCCCACUAUCCAAGACGAAAAUUCGCUCUGUGCUUCAGGCUCAUAACCUGAGCCCCAGCCUUGGUGAUCGCGUAUCUCGCUGGUUGAACGCUGAAUUAGAAAAUAAAGGGCAGGACAGAUUUAUUGAUCGAAACACAUUGCGGUUAGCGGUGGUGCUCCGUGGCAACUCUCUCUAUUCCCGAUACCUGGGUUUUCAGCAGUGGAAGGACGGGUUCGCGGAGAUCUGGAAAGCCAAGCUUUACAAUCGCGAAGUACAAAACAAAGGUUCUAUACUAGCACUGAAGGAAGACGGGUUGGCGCUGCUGGCCAAGGUCCAGACUGAUUGCUUGGGAAGCUUUCGAGAAGCAUGGCAAGCCAUGGACCAGAAGGCUCAAGCACAUGCUUGGCAACGCCUAGCCUUUUGGCUCUUGCAGAAUGAUCCUAAAAUGAUUUUGGAGUUUCUCAUUGUGACAACAGAGGGUCAGGUGAAGCCAGACUUUGGCAUGGUUGCUGAUUGUUUGAGGUACUUGGAUGCUUUCUAUUAUGCAGACUGGUUGAAGAAUUGGCGGAGUGGUACCUGCACCUAUCAGUCCGUGAUCGAAUCAUGCCUUCAUCCAAGCCAAUGGCCUAUAUUGACAUUACCACAAAAGGGCGCUCGGCUUUAUAUACGACGUGCAGGGCACGAAGCGGUUUCUCUGGCCCUGCAAUUUGCCCAAGAGAGAUCCCUCUAUAUUAAAGGCGAAACAGCAUUGUGCUUCAUGUGGCGAUUUACCGAGUUCAAUGAUGUGGACCGAGCACUGGAGGCUCUCGCAAUGAUUCCGAAACUCAAGGAUGAUGAGUUUUCUAUGGACUCACAGGGCGUUCACCGGCAUUGCUGCAAACUUUUGACCCUGGACACCGUGGAAGAGGAAACGGGCGAGCGUAAUUUCAAGAUUCUUCCGCAACUUUUGGAGAUGGGCAUUACACCAGAUCGAGAUAUGCUCAACGUUGUGCUUGCCAAUGCCUUCAAGACCAAUGAGGAGCUCGGAUCUGAUAUCCUGCAGUUCAUGCAAAACCACGGCCAUGAACUCGACUCCUACAGUUAUUUGACUUUGCUGAAAGACGCAGUCGCUCGUGGAGACCGCGGCAAGGUCGAAUCUCUCAUCCGCGAUGUUGAGACGCAGGAAGAGCUGCGUAGCAAUCCAUGGAUUGCCAGCAAAAUUUUCCACUCUCAUUACAUGUUCACGGUCAAAAACAUGGAUGCGGAUGCUGAUCCUUCCGGCAUCUUUUACUCGAUGCUUGACAUGUACAACCACAUUUAUGAUAUCACACCCCUCAAAGAACUCUCCAUCAUCCCUCCUCGCUACAUCCCUCGAAGUGACGGCGCCAAUGCUCCUCCUUCUCCAAUUCCCCUUUACAUCAUGCUGGCGACAUAUUUCCGCUGCCAAAACCGUCUUGCGAACGUGCAACGGAUCUACGGUCGUUUCCGUGAGCUCGUCGCCCAGGGCCAUCCUUCCAUCGCUCCCAUGGUGGAGACCGAUCACACCUACAACGAAUUCCUCAUCGCCUUCCGUAAUAGCCCGCGUGGCUUGCGAUCUUGCGUUGAGCUUGUUGAGGACAUGCUCCACCCAGCAAGUCCACAACUUGGUCAAACGGACAAGACCAUUACCCCGGUGAAGCCCUCGGUGCGCACUUGGACCCUUCUCCUGAGCUCCUUCAUCUUCCACAGGCAAAUACACGCCUCCGAGAAGAUCCGGGAGAUGAUGGACAAGCACAAUGUUCAAUACAGCGAUGUGACAUGGAAUACCAUCAUUAAUGGCUAUGCCAACGUGCAGAACAUCCCUGAGACGGCUGCUGCGAUCAAGGCAAUGGAACAACAAGGCUUCUCUAUUGACUCUUACACGAUGAAAAGCUUGCGUUAUCUCCGUGACCCAGAGCGGCUUUGGGUCGCUAUCGAUGAGCUGGACCGCAAAGCUACCGAGACGAGCCUGGCGCUUGACACCUUGGAGCCCGAGUUUACAGGUAGCAAGGAAGAGGAGCGCGAUCAGCUAAUUGACAGCGGACUAGAAAAGCUAGGCUCUAAGAUGAAGUCCCAGUUGUGA
This is a messenger RNA of Penicillium longicatenatum, 2280 nucleotides long. Its product is annotated as pentatricopeptide repeat protein. Bases 1 to 2280 code for a protein of 759 amino acids. Lineage: Eukaryota; Fungi; Ascomycota; Eurotiomycetes; Eurotiales; Aspergillaceae. The transcript has a single exon. The record is from RefSeq and is a predicted model, not a curated record. Gene Ontology annotation, molecular function: protein binding.